AUGGCCCCUUCCCGUCCCGCCAUUGAAGACGUCUACACUGAAGUGAACCCCGCCACUGAUGCCAAAGCUGCUGGUCUGCCCACUCUGAACAAGUCCACGGCCCUCGCCACCGCCGCGUCGCCGGUCAUUGACGAGUACCUGGACAAGAUCACGUGGAAGGCGGCGGAGAACUCCAACGUGACGUUCUCCCUGCAGGGUCUGAGCCAGCACAUCGCCACCAGCAUCGUCGAGGAGUACUGGCUGCACAGGCUCUACUCGGAGAAGGUGCGCGAGUACGUCAAGGAGAACCGCUUCCACAUCCACGACCUGGGCUACCUGAGCGCCUACUGCUCCGGUUGGAGCACCGAGGACAUCCUGAUCCACGGCUUCGGCGGCGUGCCCAACAAGCUGCAGUGCCGUCCGCCCAAGCACUUCAACACAGCGCUCAACCAGAUCGUCAACUUCCUCUUCACGCUGCAGGGAGAGAUGGCCGGCGCCCAAGCGCUCUCCAACCUCGACACGUACAUCGCCCCCUUCAUCCGCGUGAACGAGCUCAGCUACACGGACGUGUUCAAGUUCAUCCAGUCGUUCGUGUACUCGCUGAACGUACCAACCCGUAGCGGGUUCCAGGCCCCGUUCACGAACAUCUCGCUCGACUUGGUGUGCUCGAGCAUCUUGGCGGAGCAACCCGUGAUCAUCGGCGGCAAGCAGCACCCCACGUGGGUCUACGGCGACUUCCAGGAGGAGAUCGACAUGUUCAACAAGGCGUUCGCCGAGGUCAUGAUCGAGGGCGACGGCAACGGCUCGAUCUUCAGCUUCCCCAUACCGACUUACAACCUGUCCAAGGAGUUCGACUGGGAGUCGCCGCGCUUCAAGCCCAUGUGGGAGAUGACGGCCAAGUACGGCGUGCCCUACUUCGCCAACUUCAUCAACUCGGACCUGAACCCGGCGGACUUCCGCUCGAUGUGCUGUCGUCUGCGUCUGGACACGCGAAAGCUCCACACUCGGGCCGGCGGCAUCUUCGGAGCCACUCCGUUGACCGGUUCGCUUGGUGUUGUGACGCUGAACCUGCCCAACUUGGCUCUGCGCUCCAAGUCGGUGCCCAAGUUCUUCGAGAUCGUCAAGAAGACGAUCGCGGUUGCGAAGGAGUCGCUGGAGACCAAGCGCAAGGUGAUCGAAGCCAACAUGGAGCUGUACCCGUACACGCGCUUCUACUUGAAGAGCGUCUUCCAGCGUGCCAAGAGCUACUGGGCCAACCACUUCUCCACCAUCGGAGUCAUCGGCAUGAACGAGGCGUGUUCGAUCCUCCUGGGGCGUGGCAUUUACCACAACAAGGACUUCGCUGGCAGCGUGCUGCAGUUCAUCAAGGACGAGCUGCAGGAGAUCCAGCUCGAGACCAAGCACUUGUUCAACCUGGAGGCUACUCCUGCCGAGUCGACGUGCUACAAGCUCGCCAAGAUCGACCACGAGCUGUUCCCGAGCGCCAAGCUCCCGGAGUUCUACACGAACUCGACGAUGCUGCCGGUGGACUCGACCGACGAUCUGUUUGAAGCAUUGACGCACCAGGAAUCGCUGCAGACGGAGUACACGGGCGGCACCGUGUUCCACGCGUUCCUGGGCGAGCGUCUGUCGAGCUGGACGCAAGCGCGCGACCUUGUGAGGUCGAUCACCACCACGUACCGCAUCCCGUACGUGACCUUGACGCCGACUUUUUCCAUUUGCCGCACUCAUGGCUACCUUGCCGGCGAACACCUCGAGUGUCCUCAAUGCGGAGAGAAGGCGCUGGUCUACUCCCGCAUCGUCGGCUACUUCCGGCCCGUGUCGGACUGGAACGCAGGCAAGAAGGUCGAGUUCAGCAUGCGCAAGAUCUACACGGCGAUCGAGAACGAGCCCAUCGACUUUCAGAUCGGAGGCUUCACCAAGACAACGUACACGGACUUCCCCGGCAAGCCUGUGGCCUCGAUCCUGUUCACCAAAGGUUGCAAUCUCAAGUGCGGUUGGUGCCACAACAGCGACCUGGUGAACGAGAAGCCCGAGGACUUAGACCCGCACGCGAUUCUGGACUACGUGGCGUCCACGGAGCACAAGAGCUUGGUGAUCUGUGGCGGUGAGCCAACCAUUCAGUCUGGUCUGAUGCCGUUCCUGCGUCGAGCGAAGGAGCGCGGCAUCACAGUCAAGCUCGACUCGAACGGCAGCAACCCGAAUGUGCUGCAGAAGGUUUUCGACGAAAAGCUGGUCGACUUUGUCGCCAUGGACGUCAAGGCUGACCCGGAGCGCUACGCUGAAGUCGCUGGCAAGCCGCUUCGUCCCAAACUGUUGAAGAAAUCCAUUGAUAUUAUCAAGAAGUCGGGUGUCAAACACGAGUUCCGCACGACGGUGGUCCCUGGACUGGUCGACAUUGAGGACAUCGCGGUUAUCAAGGGUCUCAUCGGUGGGACGCCGAAGCUGCAGCGAUUCCGGGCGUCGGAAACAUGCAUAGACGCAAAAUUCCGGAAGCACCAGGAGCACAGCGAGGAGGAGUUCGAGGAGGAGUUCGAGGAGAUCGUCAAGACCGCUAAGGGGCUGUAA
Molecule: messenger RNA, 2547 nt
Organism: Phytophthora sojae
Lineage: Eukaryota; Oomycota; Peronosporomycetes; Peronosporales; Peronosporaceae
Exons: 1
Coding region: 1-2547 (848 amino acids)
Biological process (GO): DNA replication; 2'-deoxyribonucleotide biosynthetic process
Cellular component (GO): anaerobic ribonucleoside-triphosphate reductase complex
Molecular function (GO): iron-sulfur cluster binding; ribonucleoside-diphosphate reductase activity, thioredoxin disulfide as acceptor; ribonucleoside-triphosphate reductase (thioredoxin) activity
Source: RefSeq, a predicted model, not a curated record